AUGUUUGGCUCAACUUACACGCUCUACUCUUCCGACAUCAUCCCCCAUACAGCCAUGCUGUUGGGUAGGGCAACAUCCACAGCCACCAAUGGCGCAGGGCUCUCAGGCGCAGAGAAGGUCACGCUGUAUGUCAUCGCAGCGAUAGCAGCUAUUCUUAUCAUCGUGGGCAUCACGGUCGCCAUCCUCCGGACUCGUUGCCAUGAUGGACCAUGGGCUGCUCAUUCCUCGGGACAGCCGCGACAACGCAGUGUGACCAAAGGACUGCUCAAAACUAUUCCACUUGUGCAAUAUGACGAUUCGAAGGAUGGAUUACGGCAUAUGUCAAACGAAUCCCCUGAUGAAUCUACGCAGGGUUCUCAACCGGACAGGGAGAAGACUACCGCCAGUGCGGAAUCGGCGAUGUCUAUGUGUGCUAUUUGUACGGAUGAGUAUGUCAAGAAUCAACUCCUGCGAGUCUUGCCUUGUGGGCACUUGUUUCAUCAGAGCUGCGUGGAUGAAUGGCUGGUCAGAAGGUCGCGAACAUGUCCUACAUGUCGUUAUGAACUCACGCCACCUGGGAAAAUUCAGCCCAGUGAGAAAGCUAAAAUUGCGGACGAUAUUGAAGUUGGAUUGCCAAAUGUGGAGGGUCAGCAACCCCAUAGUCGAUUGAGUCGAUAUAUGCGCACUCCUCGCUCUACAUUACGGAGAGGCAGUGGCACUACUGGAUCGCUAUGA
This is a messenger RNA of Penicillium brasilianum, 714 nucleotides long. The record is from the annotation of a GenBank genome assembly. Lineage: Eukaryota; Fungi; Ascomycota; Eurotiomycetes; Eurotiales; Aspergillaceae.